Messenger RNA from Colias croceus (clouded yellow), 8524 nucleotides. RefSeq lists its product as uncharacterized. Gene Ontology annotation, cellular component: cytosol. The transcript is spliced from 19 exons. The record is from RefSeq and is a predicted model, not a curated record. Gene Ontology annotation, molecular function: protein binding. NCBI's taxonomy places the organism in Eukaryota, Metazoa, Arthropoda, Insecta, Lepidoptera, Pieridae. The coding region runs from base 152 to 6250 and encodes 2032 amino acids.
UUCACUGGCCGCUAGAGCGCACUCAGUACUCACGUCUAAUCUAAAUAUGGCGGCUCGAUCAAUGAAGUUGUAGUGUGUAGUGAAGUCUAGUGUAAAAAAUUGAAAUGAUUAAACAUUGUGAUUAUUUUGCGUGUUAAUAAAUAAAUGGGCCAUGGGAAGAGGCCAGGAUUUGUUGGAUGCGGCCCGUAAAGGCGAUGAGCGGAGUGUGGAGAAAAUUUUAGCACAAAUUACUAAAAGGAGUGGUCCUUUUACGAGUUUAAGAAGAGGUGCCGGUGUUAACGUACAAGAUGACAAUGGGUACACGCCGCUGCAUCACGCAUGUCUUCGUGGUCACAAGGAAAUAGUACGAUUGCUACUAUCAGUGGACGCGUCGCCAUGCGUGGCCGACAAAAAGGGCGCCACUCCCCUCCACCUCGCCGCGUGGAAGGGAGAUUCAGACAUCGUGGCUAUGCUGCUAGCGCAUAAUAACCCACCAGUAAAUGUUAAUCAUGUGACGCUAGACCAAGAGACAGCGCUGUUAAUGGCUGCUCAGUUCGGUUUCGUCAACGUGGUCGCGCAGCUCAUAGCCCGCGGCGCUGACGUCAACAUUAGGAACAUUAAACAGGAGAGCGCUUUGGAUCUGGCUGCUCAAUAUGGACGGUUGGAAACGGUCCAGCAUUUGUUGCGAGUGCAACCGAUGCUAGUACAGCCGUACAAGUAUCCCAAUUGGAAAGUUCGAUCGUUUUCGUCAACGCCGUUGCAUAGAGCCAGCAAGAAUGGUCACAAGGAAGUGGUCUCCCUGCUCCUAGCGGCGGGCAUAGACCCGAACAUACGCACAAACUCAGGCACACCCCUCCACGACGCUGCGUGUUUUGGCAAAGCGUCUGUCGUACGGAUAUUGUUAGCGAAAGGCGCUGAUCUGCGAGCGUUAGAUGGCAGAGGGAAGACGGUAGAGGAUCUGCUGGCAGAUUAUUCGGAAGAGGCCACCAGACGGGUCCGGAGGGUUAUACGAGAAUACGAAAGUAUGGCUCGUAAUAACUACGAAAGCGAAGAGGACCUACCACCGUUCCCAGUACAAGACUGCAGCCCCACUAGUUAUCCCCACCAACUCGUCAUGACAGCCCCCGAGACCCCGAAAAAUAAUAUAAAUGAUAGCUUUUCAACUUCAUCUUCAUCACUUGUAACACGAAAUCCAUCUCAAAGUUUCGUUAAAAAGCUUGCUUCAAAAUGCUUGGGCCUUAAAGCAAAGUUUAACUCUGCUCCUAACAUUACUAACAUAACAGAAUCGAAUGUCGAUGUCAAAACAAAGUCUGAAGUAAAAUCUAAUUCAAACGCCUUGCAUAUAGGGAAUAGUAAAUUUUUCAAAAGAUUGGCAAAGAAAGAGGAGUCUGGUGAAAUUGUUUGUAAUGAUGAAUUCGAUACGAUUUCUUUAGAUAGAGUAGGAACUUUAAAUAGAGAUUCCACUGUGAAUAGGAGUAAUAGAAGUUGUCCAGGUUUUAAAAAUUCCCUGCCAAACAUAUCUGAAAAUAAUGAACUUAGUGAUUCGAGAGAAUCUUUACCAGAAUCCAUCGUUAUUGCAGAAGUAGACAGUGAUAAUAAUAUUCAGGAUAGUAGAAAUGUAGUUGAAGCGGUUAAUCCAACUGCAAUACAAGAUAUUUUCGAACCAAGACCUCAAAAUAAUAGGAAAUCAACGAUAUCCAAUAUGUCUUCAGAAUCGGCUCAUCUAGUUAACGAAUGUUACGAAUCGUACGAGUUUUCCAGUUCAAUUGUAACUAGUUCCUUUGUUCAAACGAAAGAAGUCAAUGAUAUAAUUGCAGUGUCAAAACCUAAACCUCCACCACGUUCCCUUAUACCAGAUAAUUCGAACAACAAUAACACCAUUUACGCUAACUUUGUGCUAGAAAAGAAUGACACCCUGUCUCCAAAGCCAGCGAAACGUACACAUAUUCCUGUCAUAGAACCUAAUUUUAACGCAGAAAAACCAACAGUGUACGAAAAUAUUAUUAUUCCCGUCCGUAAAGCACCUGAACCUCCCAAAAGAACGUUCUUUCCAACUCAAUCUAAUAAGUCUUCACCCAGUGUUAGUAGAUCUUCCACAUUAUCUUCCGAUUCUAUGAUUGAUGAGACAAAUUUAGAAGAUAUAUUAUUAUCUGAAAAAUCGAGAUCUUUUCGCCACGGUCGCAAAUUGGUCUCGCGAAAAGAAAAUAGUAAAUCCAGUAUAAAUCGAACUCAAUCGAAUGCUUCGGAAUAUUCUGAUAUAACAGAAGCGAGUGCAUUAGAAAAUGUCGAUUGUAGCGGUGAAGUUGAUGAAAAAUCUAUGUAUUUGUCGAUGACGGGUACAUUGCCCAGUAAGAAAACAGAAAGAACUGUUAAAAAGAAAGUCCUGUUUAGACAUAAAACAUUCACUAAUAUUGAAGUUGAUAGAAAUUCAAUAAAUGUUAGAGAUUUGCCAAAAUGGAAUGAUGCAUUCUUAAAAGAAACGUUAGCUCACUACCACAUAAGAGGCACAGGCCAUUGUGUGUAUAAAGGUCCCACUGUUCAGGAGUUUCUCUCUAUUUUCAACACAGACACCAUAAGCACAGAUUCUUCAUUGACUAAAACUAAUGAAAAACGAAAAAGUUAUUUUGAAACCGCUAUAUGUUUUUGUAGAGCUAAACCUCCCAAAUUCCACAACAGCGCUGAAGAUCUAUUAGAUAUUCCGCCUAAAAGUGAAGAGACUGUAACUAUAGAUAUGGACGUAUUAAGAGAUAGAAUGGAAAUGAUUUCUACAUCAUUUAGAUGUUUCUGUGAUUCAGGGAAAUGUUCAUUACACGCAAAUAAGCGAGAUUCUCCUAUAGACUUAAUCGUAAAAUUCUCUGCCAUAAAGAAAAGUAUAUCGACUCCAGACAUCACGUUAGAGACGACUCUUUCUUUGACCAAACAAAAAACCGGUUUAACGAAAAAUAAAUCUGUGCCGUCCAAUUUAGAAGAGCCUUACGCCGUAGUAAACGUGCAAGAUAUUUUAGAAAGGAAUGAUUCAAAAUCUAAUAAAGCAAAUCGCGACAGUUACACAUACGUCGAAAUGUCACCACAUUCUUCUAUAUCGUCGACGGCUAGGCCUUAUUCACUUAAAGAUAUAUCUGAGGUUAUGUCAUUGAAUUCAAAUAGAUCAACAUCGACCGAUUCUAAAUCUCUGUGUGCUUCUGAUCUUCCGCUGAACAAGUCGAACUCCUCGGAACACUCUGGUCACUGGUCGUUGCAGUCAUGCAACUCGAACGUCACAAUUAUAUCCGAUUCGUCAUUUAAAACUUGCAUGGAGGAAUCGUCCGAUGACGGUUCCGACGGGUCGGGUAGCGUGCAAUCGGACGAGGACAGUUCUGACGCGGACACGAUAAAGUCUGACGUCAGCGCAACGAAGCGUCCAUGGAAGCAUAGCGAUUCGUUUCGUUUCGGGAGUACUUUGACGCGCGGGUUGGACGAUUUAGACGAAGAGGGUGAAUGUGGGGGGGAUAAGUCCUCGUCCGAUUGCUCGGACAGCGGUGUUCCGGGGUCGUGCGCGUCGGCUUCGCUUGAGCGCGGCGCGGGGUUGGUUCGCAGCGGGUCGCGGCGCCGCUGGGACGAGGCGGAGGGCGCGAGUGAGGGCGACGCGCUCAGCGUGUCGAGUGCAGCCUCCAGUUGCGCGCCGCACAGGCACCAGCACGAGUAUAGCAAAGUUUCGCCCACCCCUCCCAAGAAGCCUCCCAGGAGGAACCUCUCAGUGUCCCCCACCCAUGCCAACUCACCUUCUUCCGGUUACAGCUAUGAGCUCAGGUCUCAUGCUAGGAGUCAAGAUGACUUGGACGAUAUACAGGGUUCAAAACACUACCUCAAGCACGGUCGCUCGGUCGACCAAUACGUUGACGGUAAACUAUCCUACAUGGAUUACGAGGAACACAAUUCCCCUAGAGCCAUACCAGUGCCAAACCCCAGGACUAGCCUGAAGAACCGCUCACAGCCCGUCGCCAUAACAGCUAUGUACGAAAACGUAGUCAUCAAAGAGCAGAAUCCAAGACGGAAACUGAGAAGAAACAAUUUCGGUCCACAACACGACGAUGUGGCUAUAGAAAGAGUGAGAAAAUACUCGAACCAAGAAAGAUCGUCUCUAGAGAGUCUUCUCGAUGACCAAUCCAUGAACAGUCCGAGCGAUUGUGAGCGGUAUUACGAUGGGCCUAAGAUCGAAAUUCCCUUAUCACCAUCACAUUAUGAACAACCCCCCACUCCCGACCACCCGCCUCCCUCAGCGAAACAGGCAGAGAGAAGUAUACAUGAAAGGAUACGGCCGUUGAGUCAGGAAUACAAGCGGCGGUCAGCGCUGCGAGACAGCCAGACUGAGACGGAUAUCAAUCUGUUGCGCGCCACGUCAGCGGUGUCAGUGGCCAGCGGGGCCACGGAUCGCAGCGGCACUGACAACUGUGUUGAGGAGUAUGUGUGCGACGUUCCUUUUGCUGGCCUCUUCAAAGGCUCAACCACCACUCUCGACGGUAUCGGUCUGCGGCCGAUGCCGGCGGAGCGGCCUAAGACGUUGCGCAAACUGAAGUCGGUGUACGAUGCGUCGCCGACAGAGCCCCCCAGUGUGAAUGCUAAUAACAUAGGCAGCAAUGGACAGUUGGACAGAAACCUCAAUGGCACAGAAGACGAGGUCAGAAGAAGAAGUAACACCACCAGCUCGACGCAUAGCGGAGACAAGUCCCUGUCAAUCCUUAGCCCAUUUGAUGAGCAGGAGGAAUGGGCAAAGAUCUCCGAGAUAAUGGCGUCGUUCGGCAGCAAACUAGUUCGGGAGUCUGUUUUUGUAUCAGAGCUAGAACAGGAGUUCACAUCCAGGCUUGGCUUGAGUUGUUCUGAGUCCAGUCUUAGUCCUUCUGUGGCUUCUACUUUGGGUUUAUGGCUAUCUGGCAUGGGACUACAUGAUUAUGAACCCCUGUUCAUUGAUAGCGGCUAUGACGAUAUCGAUUUUGUGAACGGCAUCCUAGACGAGAACGACUUACGGGAAAUGGGCAUAGAAGAGAACGAUAGACAGAAAAUACUAGAAUCAUCCAAACAGUUACCUCUUAAAAUAGCAGAAAUAAGCAAUAACCAUAAUAAUAACCUUAUUAAAAACCAAAACGAAUCCGUGGACGAGUGGCUACGGAAUAUUAACUUAGAACAAUAUAGUGAUACGUUUAGAAAACAUUUAUAUGUAGAUAUGGAUAGAGUUAGGAGGAUAUGGGAGGUUGAAUUAACAGCAGUUUUAGAAAUAAAUAAGUCUGGACAUAGAAAGAGGAUACUGUGUUCCGUGUCUGGAGAGCAGAAUGGACCUAUCAAUAAUAUAGAAGAUAUUAAUUCGGAUCUCAAUAAUUUGAAGAACAACAUAAACCAGCUAAAAGAGGAAAUCAAAGAGAAGUUACCGUCAGAGAAUCUAAAGCCAGUACCGCCUCCCGUGGUGCCCUCUCUAGCGCCACCUGGUGGUGAGACCCUGAAGCGGAGUAAGAAGAACAGGCCAGCUCCUCAGCCGCCUAGACCCUCGGAUCUGGAGAUCAGGGCGCCGUCGGAGCUGCUGGUGGGUGUUCCCGGGGCACUGAAGACGCAGUGGAAGCAUCAGCCCUUCGUGCUAGUUACAGGGGCUGUCACUUAUGUGGCUAAUUAUUUGGGAUCGACGGUGGUAAAGGAACUCCGAGGUACGGAGUCUACAAAGAAAUCGAUUCAAAAACUGAAGAAAUCAACUAAGGAGCCGCGGGAUUCUCCUGACAUUAUUCUGUCGAUCAGCUAUCGAGGUGUCAAGUUCCUAAACACUAUUACUAGGGAAUUGGUCUGCGAGCACGAGAUACGCAACAUCCACUGCGCGUGCCAAGACGCGGACGAUCUCACGCACUUCGCUUAUAUCACGAAGGACCACACGACCAGGAGCCACUACUGUCAUGUGUUUAGAGUUGCUACUAUGGACCAAGCAACUGAAGUGAUCCUCACACUGGGCGAGGCGUUCGAAGUGGCUUACCAAAUGGCGCUGCGGGAACAAGCAAAUAGAAGUAAAGUGACGCAAUCCAUCACCAAAACCCCCACCCACGAUCCCAAUACCACCAGCAAUAAGGACAAACUCAACCACGGACGAUCCCACUCGAUAACAGAGAUAAAACUUAACGGACAUCAACUAAAAAUCGCUCCCCUCCCGGCUUCAUUGUCCAACGAAGAUUUCCAAGCCUCGAAGAAUCUAGAAGUCACUAGGAGCCCUAAAACACCAUUAUUAAAAGCCCCCAUCGCGUCCACAGAAGAAUUGUGAGGCAUCAGGUAAUUGAGUGAUGUGAUUAGAACAUUUUGAUAGACAUAUUUAUUUGUGAACGUUAGUUUUAAUUUUAACCGUGUCAGCGAAUUUCAUGGAACGGAGGCCUAUUGAUGUUGUUUUGUCUUCCGUUUGUUAAACGUUUUUAUGGCAUUGUGAGGCUAUUUUGUAAUUUUUAAUGGACUUUUUUGUAUCGAUAAAGUAUUUCUUUUCGUAAUGCGAUUGGAUUUGAUUCUAUUUAAAAUAUAGAAAAUCGAAAUAUUCUCGAAUAGAUUUGAUAUUCAAAAAUGGCGUCGUAGUAUUAUUUGAUAUGUAUAUUCGAUUACAAACGAUUUGAACUAUUAUGAAUAUUAUACGCGACAUUUGGAAUAAACUAUAAAAUAUACAUUUAUAUAAAUUUCGACGCAAAUCAUACAACAUUUAGUUAAAAAUUUUACUAUUGAAUAGUAAAAUUAUACGGCUGUUAUAUUUAUAAUAAUUUUAGUGAGUGUAUAUUUUUGUUUCGUUUAGACGUUAAUAUUACGAUGCAGCUAUAACCUAUAAUUUUAAUGUAUGAAGUAUUGAAAUUAGUAGUUGUAAUUUGGCUCCGUAAUUUAUAAUAAAAUAUUAGGCCUAAUGUAAUCUCGAACGAAGAUAUUAUCGCAUGAUAUUGAUCGGUUACCAGUUUUCAGUGUCGUAUGAGAAAUGUAUUUAAAUAUAUAAGCGAAUAGAUUUAAUUGUCGGUUGUUAUAAAUCUUAUGACAGAUUUGUCGUGUAACUUAUAGUACAUAACACAUAUCAAGACGAUGUUAUAUGUUGAAAUGUUCAAUAGUUGUUGGCUUUACAUUUUAGUUGUAAACUAUCUUUCGCUCAGAGUAGUACGAUAUAUUGUUUAGACGAAUGUUAUAUUGCUAAAGCUGUACAAUAAUUGUCAAAAAAAUGACAAAAAAUACUUGUUUUUUUCAAUUAAAUUUCAAUAAAUGUAUUGCUCAAUAAAAUUGUCCUUCACGUUUUCUGUUAAUAUUGUUAUGUACAUUUUAAUUAGGUGCUCUGUUCAAAAUUAGCUAAAUGUUUUUUUAUUAAUUUUGACUGGAGCAUAAUUAAGUGGUUUGAUGUAUAUUACGUCAUUGGCUUUAGUAUGAUUUAGUUUGAGAUUUCAUGUAAUGUGAUAUAAAAGUAAAGAUAUUUAAAACAUUGUGUUCUUUUAUUAAUACUGUUUAACCUGCUUUAUAUGCUUAAAUUAUGUGUAGCACAGCUUUCAUAACUAUAUAAUGUUGAUUGUCACUAUGAUAAAAUUUAUAAAAUGUAUCUAUAAAUGUUGAAUACUUAUGUAGAUUAUAGUAUUUAUAUGAUAUAGUUAUAAAUAAACGGUCUUACUAAUAAAAUGUUACCCAUUCGCUUUGCAAUGGAUUAGUUAUUGCAAUAACCUGUCUUGUUUUUAUGAUUGACGUUUCAUGUGCGCAAGAGCAGGACACAGCUAUGGUAGAAAAUGGUAGAUCCAUUGUUUAACUUUUUAUUAGUAAGCCGUAAGAGUGUGCCAAAAUGCAAUAAUACAGGUUAUAUAUGACGCUAAUACGGAAACCCCAAAUGUCAAUAUAGAUAAUAAAUUGCUCACAGAUAAACACCAAUUAUUUUAUAGACCGACUCAAUUGAGUCGCUAUAAGAAACGAUUCGUGUUAUUCUAAAAAGUUUUAUAAAAAAAUGGCUCAUGAUAUAUCUUCAAGUAUAUUAAUUUAUUUCGAGUGAAUUUUGACACUGUUUUUUUAUUAUUUCAAAUUUAAAAAUAAAUAGUUAAGAACGAAAUCGCACGACUUCCGAGUUAUCACAAAACGCAUCAAUAAUUGAAUAGCUCAUUAUAUAAUGUAGUGAUACAGUUUUAAGUAAUAUAUUUUUAAAUCUGAUGUAUACCAAAGAUAUAUAGAUUAUACUGUAUAUUAUGACGUAGAUUCGGAUUUGUUGUUGUAAUUUUCUUUAUAAGAAAUGUCACUGCCGACAGAACGAAGUAUACAUAAGCGAAUUUUAUAUGUUUAUAUUGUAUAAUAAUUUGUAUUUAAUUCUCUCUAUAUUAUCUUGUUAUUUAUACUUUAUUUAAUAUAUUUCUCGCUUUAUAAAUUGCUUUAAAUCUUCGAAAACUCGCUUACAAGUACCUAAAUAGAAUGCUAUUGAAUACAAUAAUUAUGUAUCUCCUAUUUUUAUUUAUUAUAGAGUUCUACACUUAUCGUAGCUAUCAGAUCAAUGUAAAUACGUAUAAUCAUAAAUUUGAAUUCAAUAAAAGGUAAAUAAAAUGAAUAUUCA